AUGCUGGCAAGAGCUCCUAAGCCAUCUCCUCUUCACAGCAGAGGGGAAGCAGCUUCUGUGGCACAAGAUCAGGUAGUGGGGCAGAUCAGUGUGGGGAGAGAGGCUGGGGGCAGCCAGGGCACCUCUGUUCCCUCCUCACCUUCCGUGGCCUGAAUGAAUCUCUCUUACCACUUUGCUGCUUUGAAAUCUGUCCUUGGCAAAGUCUCCAGAGGGUGCUGAAUAGAAGUAGUUAAUGUUUAUGCUGUCUGUGAGGGGGUAAAUGUUUUCUUUUUAUUUUAGGAUUCAUUGUCCUUUGAAGAUGUUGCUGUGUAUUUCACAGACGAGGAGUGGGCGCUGCUGGAUCCUGAUCAGAGAGCUUUGCAUAACGAAGUCAUGGAGGAGAAUUGUGGGAUCAUGGCCUCUCUCAGUAAGCCUCCCAACUGAAUCAUAAUAUCAACUUUGAAAAUAGUUACAUGUGUGAUGUAUCAACAAAAUUAUCAUAUAACUCAACUGUGCCACCUAUAGCGUCUGGAUUCUAUAUGCCCCCGCAUUUAAACAUUGAAUGAACAGCAAUCUAUUGUUUCAUCUCAGAAUAUACUUUGUCCAAUUAUGUCCUUUUAAACAGAGAUCAAAUGGGUCUGAACUUCCCAGGCCUUUUGAAAUGUAAAUUUCGGAAUUGUUACGGAAGUGGAAGUAGCCUCUCAGUCAUUUUCUGGUUGGCGAAAGAGACCACUGACAUCAGAAAUGGAGCAGAUUUCAUGAUUGUGCCAAACAAGUAUCCAUCUCAGGAAAGAGGUGGGCUUUUGCUAGUAUCAAAUUCCCAUAACAUUUUAAGCUUUUCCCCUCCUGGAAACAUCAGGACAGGAGUCCAAAUAUGCUCUCUUUAACAACCAGCCAUGUUCAAGGAACUGCGCACUUGCUCUAAAAUCGAAGACAGGUAACAUGUAACAAGCAAAGUUAGACUGGUUUUAGUAAGAAAAUUGUGUUUUGUUUGAUUGUGCUUUUUGUGAUGGAUGGACCUUGGAGACCCAGAAACCAAUCUGGGCUGAGUGGUGUGUCAACCAAUCAGGAGGGAAUGGAGAGUUAAAAGAUAGAAGCUGACAAUUUAACUGUCAGAUAGGGCUUGGAUUGGGUUUAGAAAGGUCUUGGCUAGAGAUUAGCCGAGUGUUUUGGGUUUUGCUAGGCAUGGCAGCCCAUAUCAUUUCCCUGAGUAGAAGGGAAAUAUCCUAGAAGACGGUUGGAAGUGUUUUACUUGCUUAGUAGAACAAAUAGCCAUUCUAGGGCCAAGUAGAAGAAGUAGCUAUUUCAGGAGGAAUCAGUUUAAUUAGAAACAGAUUUAAAGUGGAAGUUUUGAGUGAAAUUAUUAUUUCUGUAAAGUUGAUUUGACUGAAACGAAAGUGUUGUGCCUAAUUAGAGUAACCAUUAAGCUUUAACCCUCAUGGACUGUAUAUGAAAUUUUAGUUUUGUUUCCAAUGUCCCUCAACCUUACUUUGAUCCUCCGGUUGAGGGAUAAGCGGCCACAGGAUUUUCUUCCACAUUACUAGGAGUCCUUGCUGCUGGGUAUGUGUAAAUGCUACCAAAUCACGAGGAACUAGACAUCUCAGUGUUACUGACAGGGAGUGUCAAUGUUUUAAAAGACCUAAAACCUGGUCAUGUUACCUCACUCCAAUAUUUUCUGAGGGAGCUUGCCAAAAUUAUUUCUAUUUUGAAAUUUGGCUUAGCUUUGUUUUAUAGGCUACUGUUAACGGGCAUCUUUUUUUCUCACAACAACCAAAUCCAACAGUGUAGCACACCAGCUCUCAGAUAAUGCUAGCAACUCUGUGCAAUAAGAUCUGCCUCCCAUCUAAGUCCCUUCAGUUCUUUCUUUCUCACCGGCUUUCCAGGGGUUGGACUAAAUGACCCUUGGGUCCCUUCCAGCUCUUAUGAUUCUAUGGUAUGUUCCAGUAAUGUAGGUCUCCAUUGUCUCCUAAAGCUCUAACAAAUUCUAUCUCCAUUGCAGAAGGUAACAAAUUGGAAACAAUGAACCAUGAGAAAAUCCACACAGCGGAGGAGCCAUCUAAAUAUUUAGAGUGUGAAGAGAUCCUGAGUCAGAAUUCCCACGCCAUCCGGGAGAAACCAUAUCACUGUUUGGAAUGUGGGAAGGGCUUCAAGUGGAAGAAAAGUCUCACUUCGCAUCAAAUAAUUCAUACAGGGGAGAAGCCAUUUGAAUGCUUGGAAUGCGGGAAGAGCUUCAGCUGGAAGGAAAGUCUCACUUCCCAUCAAAGAAUCCAUACAGGAGAGAAACCACAUCAGUGCUUGGAAUGUGGGAAGAGCUUUAAUGCAAGCAGAAAUUUGCGGCGCCAUCAAAGAAUUCACAGUGGGGAGAAACCAUAUCAGUGCUUGGAAUGUGGGAAGAGCUUUACUAGAAGCACGAGCUUCCGUUGUCAUCAAAGUAUCCACAGUGGAGAAAAACCGUAUCAGUGCUUGGAAUGUGGCAAAAGCUUUACGAGAAGCAUAUACUUCCAUCAUCAUCAAACAAUGCACAGUGGGGAGAAACCGUAUCAAUGCUUAGAAUGUGGAAAGAGCUUCCGCUGCAAGAGAAGUCUCAUUUCCCAUCAACAAAUUCACACAGGGGUGAAAUCAUAA
Messenger RNA from Podarcis lilfordi (Lilford's wall lizard), 2604 nucleotides. Lineage: Eukaryota; Metazoa; Chordata; Lepidosauria; Squamata; Lacertidae. The record is from the annotation of a GenBank genome assembly.